Messenger RNA from Ostertagia ostertagi, 681 nucleotides. NCBI's taxonomy places the organism in Eukaryota, Metazoa, Nematoda, Chromadorea, Rhabditida, Trichostrongylidae. The record is from the annotation of a GenBank genome assembly.
AUGGUGGUCGGAGGACCUACAAUCACCCUGUCCAACGGCACAAAGAUGCCACAAGUUGGGUUAGGAACUUGGCAGUCUAAACCUGAAGAGGUCAAGGCAGCUGUAAAAACUGCUGUAGAGGCAGGAUAUCGUCUAAUUGACACGGCUACUUGCUACGAAAAUGAGAGCGCUAUCGGCGACGCUAUCAAAGAGUUGAUUCAAGAAGGAAAAGUCACUCGAGAGAGGAGCUCUUCAUUACCACCAAGUUGUGGCUCACCCAUUUGCAUCCUGACGACACCGAAACUGGAAUUCGAGAAUCACUUGGUCGCCUUUCAGCGUAGACUAAACUUACGUCGACCUUUACCUUGCACAUUUCCCGACCAUGAUAUGACUGAACAAAAUCCUUCGGUAACCGUUCAAGACAUUUGGCGUGGUUUGGAAGGUGUGUACAAAAAAGGAUUGACAAAAGCGAUUGGUGUGGAGCUCUACCUUUAUUGGCCUCAGCAUGAAUUACAUGAAGUUUGUAAAAAGCACAACAUUUCUUUGACGUCUUACGGCUCACUAGGAUCACCUGGUCGCGUCAACUUCUCUCUUCCAAGUGGAGCUAAACUUGUAUGGGCGCCUGCACCAAAUCCAUUCGAGGACGAAAAUGUGAAAAACUUGGCCAAGAAGUACUCAAAAACCCCAGCCCAGGUUUGCUGA